AUGAAUAAAUGCUUACAUUUACAGCAAAUUCAAGAGAAUGAGAGCCAAAACAUGGAAAUGGUUGAGCAGAUUAAGGACCAGUUAAGUGCCCCUGGUCGCUUUGAAUACUUCCUGGAUGCGACUGGUCUGCGUGGUGAGGCGGAUAAGAUAAUGGAUUCGUACCAAAUGGGCUCACCCUGGCCAUAUACAACACAAACUGAUAUACAAGUAAAAAAGGCAACAAUACUGCGUUCAGGAAAUUCGCGAUUCUUUCAUAUGGACUCCCGGCCCAGAGGGCGGGCUAUUGUUUUUGUGACUGUGAAUGGCCUCAAGGAGGAGGUGGACCGAUGGAAGUCUAUCUUUGAACAGUUAGGCUUUGAGUACGACUCGUAUCGGAACGCCACGUGCUCUCAGAUAAGGGAUGUGCUGUUGGGGGUGUCGUGUCAGCGGUUUGACGCCGACGCCCUGUUUAUCAUGUUUAUCGGCGGCCUAUAUAACGGUAAACUCCGCGGGAGUGGCGACCGACCGGACAAUGAGAUGUCGGUCACAGAAAUUGUGGACAUGUUUUGCGAAAGCAAUUGUGUGUCACUUAGAAAUAAACCAAAAAUAUUUGUGUUCAACGCUUGCCGUAUGGGUACGGAUGUGGGAAAGGGUGGCCAACAUAUAGAAAGUGAUAUUCAAAUGGAAAAUUUGCGAAAAAAUAUUAAUAAGCGCACCUAUGUCAUUUAUGCCCUAUCUAAAUCUAUAAAUUCAUGGCUUAGUCACGCGGAAGGAAUGACACUAUUUGGACAGGCAUUCAGUUACACAAUAGCGCAGUACGCUUGCAAUCUACAUCUCACUGAUUUAGUUAACCUGACACGUAAACGACUAGCAUAUGAGCAGGGUGACAGUGAUCCGCAAAUAAUAAUGGUCUCCGUAGACAUAUUGAGACAUAUAUAUCUCAAUCCGGGUCUUUAUAAGAGACAAAUACAUUUCAAUUAAAAAUUUAUAUUAUUAUAUAAUGUAGUGGUGG
This is a messenger RNA of Oppiella nova, 991 nucleotides long. NCBI's taxonomy places the organism in Eukaryota, Metazoa, Arthropoda, Arachnida, Sarcoptiformes, Oppiidae. The record is from the annotation of a GenBank genome assembly.